Messenger RNA from Strongylocentrotus purpuratus (purple sea urchin), 3610 nucleotides. It is a transcript of the gene cyb561d2, whose product is annotated as cytochrome b561 domain-containing protein 2. NCBI's taxonomy places the organism in Eukaryota, Metazoa, Echinodermata, Echinoidea, Camarodonta, Strongylocentrotidae. The transcript is spliced from 3 exons. The record is from RefSeq and is a predicted model, not a curated record. Gene Ontology annotation, molecular function: transmembrane monodehydroascorbate reductase activity. Bases 53 to 775 code for a protein of 240 amino acids.
CACAUUAAAUGCUUGAAGAGAGACUAAAUUCUGUAGCUCGUUUUUUUUUCCGAUGGAAGACCGGAGUAAGAAUAACACGUCACAGCGGCUGCCACCAAUUAUUUUGGACCGAAAACGUAGUUGUUGGGGUAGAUUUUGUGAGAUAAUAGGCAUGGUUUCCCAUCUAGUUGCAAUUUCGUUCACGGGAUUUGUGAUAUAUCUCGCAUGGCCUUUAACAAAUCUGUUUUCAUGGCACCCCAUAUUGAUGUCAAUUGCCUUUGCUUUCUUGAUGUCAGAGUCGAUCAUGUUCUUCUCAUCAGAGAGCACGCUCAUUCCUAAGAUCAAUCGCAAAAGUAAGGUCAGCUACCAUUGGAUCACCAUGACGACGGCCAUAGCUUGUGCCCUGAUCGGAUUUGCCAUCAUCUUCAUAAACAAAGUCCUGCACGACAAGCCUCACUUCAAGUCAUGGCAUGGUACCAUGGGAUUAAUAGUCAUCAUAUACGUUUGCCUGCAGGCCAUCGGCGGGGCUUUUCAACUCUUCCCAAAGUUCACCAACAAGUAUGUGAAGCUGGCUGACCUGAAACUGUACCAUGCCACGUCUGGCCUGUGCCUCUUUGUGCUUGUGAUGACCACCCUUGUGCUGGCACUGUACUCCAACUGGACGCAGAAGAAUACAGGAGAGACAGGAUGGUACUUUCUCCUUGGAUGUCUGAUGUGGUUGACCACAGUUAUCACAAACCAGGUGACAACCGAGUACAUUCCUAGGGCGUUCAAGAAGCCUUCCUCGCAGUAUUAAUCUUGCUUUGCAUUACAAACAAAAUACUCUGAUUUAAACAAGGACUAGAGUUGAGGACAGACGCUAAGUACAUGCUUUCACAAAAUCAUUUAGUGGCAUCAUCAUUGCCCCCCCCCCCUUCCACCAUUAUAGGCCUUCUCUUAUUUUUAAAGCAUCCAAUUCAUAUUAUCCCAUGGGAUGCAACAUGGUUUUGAGAAAGUGAGCAUAACACACAUUUUCCAGAGACCCAAGGCCACUCUCAGGCUUGGUGUUCAACAGGUCAACUAUAAAGUUAGAUACCAUUCUGUGUCUGCUUUACUGCUUCAUGUUAAUUUGUUUAGUUAUUGAUUGGUGCAUGAGAGAAAGUGCCGAGUGUAUUGUCUCCACAUGGUUGCAUACAAAGUUGAGUUGCAUGAACAAAUCCCAAGGUCUGACUAUUGAUGAUCUAGAAAAGCAUGUAUAUGGGCUUAUAAAUGUACAGUGUGCAUGUACUGAAGCCAUUUCUUAUGUGAUACAACUAGUAAGUGGCAAAUUUAAGCCGUCCUUAAAUGUGCUAGUUGUUAUGUGCUUUUUUUAAAAUGUCAAUGAUAUCUAUGCUUGUAGACUAGAGAACAUAUUAGAUUUGUAAGGGCCUGAGUUUAACCCCAUUUGAAACGAUUUUUUUUAUCUUUCAUACCAAAUUAAUGACCAUUUUAGAUAACUAAUUGAUAGAUUGAAAGUAGGAAAAAAAGGUUUGGAUGUGAAAGAUUACAAAUAUUGUUUUUACUUUCGUAAUCUAUAUUAUCAUUCUACCAUUUCUAGUGCUUUGUAAUUUAAUCUUAUCAAAGAGUGGCAAUAAGUGUGUUUGAAUUCUAGUAUUCGUUUUUUUAAAAAUCAAACUUUAAUUUAAGAAUUAUAAUGGAAUGACCAUAUCAGUUACCAAAUAGAAUGGGGGGGGGGGGAUCCCACUUGCAAGAACACUGGAUGCCACAUACAGUAGUUUGAAUCAUUUUGUGUGUACGAGCAGUUGGGGUGUUGCAUAUGUGAUUAUGCAUCUGUGCACUUACAAGAAAUAGGAGAUAAUUCCACAAAUUACUGAAUACUGAUAUGUUUAUAAUUAUCAAUUUUGUUUGAAAAAACUCAGCAUUUGUCCAGCUUUUUGUCCAGAGUGCAUUCUACAGCUAAAGUUAAAUUUACAGUUAAUAAAGAAAAUCUUGAAAUGACUUGUAUAGUGAAAUACUUGUUUGUGUUCUUUUAAGUUAUCAUAGAUAUUUCCUCUCUAUAAAGGUCACUUUCGUAUACUGGUUAACACUCUCCCUGGUUACUGGUUAAUACUCUCCCUGGUUACUGGUUAAUACUCUCCCUGGUUACUGGUUAAUACUCUCCCUGGUUACUGGUUAAUACUCUCCCUGGUUACUGGUUAAUACUCUCCCUGGUUACUGGUUAAUACUCUCCCUGGUUACUGGUUAAUACUCUCCCUGGUUACUGGUUAAUACUCUCCCUGGUUACUGGUUAAUACUCUCCCUGGUUACUGGUUAACACUCUCCCUGGUUACUGGUUAAUACUCUCCCUGGUUACUGGUUAGUGGUUACCCAUGUUCAUCUCACACGAUGGAGUGUGUUGUAAAACCUGUCUGCAAAGGCCAGUUAUCUAGAGUGGUCUGACUCACUUGGGUCUCCAUGUUAUGCCUGUAAGGCCGUAUGACUGUAAUCUAAAUUGGAUGCUAAUAUCACUCAUCAUUGAUUGAUGUGUCAGUGCUUUUUUCAUCAUGGUAUUAUUUUAUUUCAGUGUUACAACUUGUAUUACAUUCAGUCAAAAGUAAUCAAAAUGCAAUUGGGGUUUUCAGUAAUAUGAAUCAUGUUAUGUACAGGUAUUUCAUUCAAAGAACAUACAAAUGAAAUUUUUGUUAACUAAAUGUUCAAGAAAAUAUAUAUUUUUGAUCUGGUCACUUUUCCAUUUGUCAUGAAUUCUAUACCAAAAAAAUUGUUCUUGUACUUGCCAGCUUCAAUGUAAUAUCUAGUUUAGAGGUGAAAAAUAGAUUAGAAAACAUAUCUGUAUCCAUCGAUUUGCAAUUAUGACAUAUGAUAGAUAACUUUAGGCAUGAUUUUAGAGCCCUUUUACAACAAGAGAUGACAUCACGUUUUAUUUCAGAAUGCCAAGUCAGUCCCGUAUAUGGUAUUUCGACACACUGCAAAACUAAUCAAAUAUCAAAAUGCAAUGAUUUGACAAAACACUACAUUUUGAAUAUCAAUUCCUAUUUUAACUGAUUUCAUGUGCAGAAUCCAAAAGUAAAUUAAAGUUGAUUUUUUUUGUACUCUUGAAUCUUGUUCACCAAAGCAACUUUGCUCAUGCAUGUACAGUAUCAUAACUUCUAAACAUUCCUAUGAUCAUGCCUUAGAGGGCGCCAUUCAAUGUUCUGAACCAGAACCAUUAAUUUUAUAUACAGAGUUUAGCCAACAUGGUUUCAUUUAGACUCAGGAUGGCAUAUAUAAUGUUUCUUUUCUAUUUGCCCAUGUUGUGUCAAAUCGGCCAAAAUUCUGUGUUCAGAUUGCUCCCAAAUGGAGCUUUUAAAUAUAAUUGUAUUGGGAUAAUAGUUAAUACAGUAUUCAUUAUUUUUCAGGAGAGAGAAUGGAACAACAAAAAGGAAUAACAAUUCCAAAACACUAUACAAUGAAUGUGGUAACUCAUGAAGUAUCUUUCUAUGUAUGUUCACCAAUGAUUUUUAACAAAAUCUUUCCAUUUCACUCCUUGAUUAUAUUUUUUUUGCCCAUGCAUUUUAAUUCUUAAUAUUAUCUGAUGUAAAGCCAAGCUAUAGCUAUGCGCUGAAAUAAAGUGAAUAAUCAAAUGAUUGCUUUGUCAUUUGAUAUCAUUACUAAA